AUGAAUUUUGCUGAACGAAGAAAUAAAACUAAUCCUGAUUAGAAUUAGUUAUUAAGCAUGAGCAAUUAGAGUUCCUAAAGAAACUCUGCAGUCAAAGCAACAUUAAAAGUGUAUUCUGAGAUGAAAGAAGAUUAAAGCUGCAAAUUAGCUUUGAGAUUUACGUAAUUGAAAAUAGUUCUUGCAACUCAUAAGAUAGUGGGAAUCUGCCAUAAAAUCAAAGCAAUAAGGUUAUAACAUUAUUUUGAUGUUUUGCUUUUGACCAAAACACCAAAUGCUAAUCCUAUACCUAUGCCGAUUUUAAAUAAAAAUUAAUAAGGGUAAAUUUAAUAUUUAACACCUCCAACAAAAAAGAAAAGUGUCAAGUUUCAGCCUAAAUUCUCUAUUGCGCCUUGUUUAUUAAUUAAAUCUAUGUAUAAUAAGCGUGUUCGCAGUUACUUCAAUAUAUUACAAUAUAAUCAAAACAAAAAAAAUAAACAAAUAUCCUUCAAUAGCAUUUUAAUGCGGUUAUUCAGAAAAAAACAAACUUAACACUUCCAAAUUCUCAAGACAAGACUAUUAUAAUCAAAAAUAUUUAGGAAAAUUGCUUUAAUAACAAAAUAAAAGAUAAAAUCAAUGUAAUUAGAAGCGUUACUAACAAUUUCUUAAUACAUUUAUAAUGCUAACAUUCAUUCUCAAUAAGUAAGUUUAUUGGAUUCUGAAUUUUCACAAUAAUAGUAAUUAGAAUAACAAACACUCCAAGAUCUCCAGGAACAUGAAAUAAAUAAUUAAUUGAUGAGUGCUAAAGAAUAAUUGGCCAUGAAAUUUGCCAGUACGUCAUUAUUGAUUGGAAUUUUAAGUUAGGUGAUGAUAAAAGCAUAAUUUGCAUUUCUGUUUCAUCUAAGUUCUGGAUGCAAUCAAAAAUUAGAUAUCAGAGAAAUAAAAUCUAUUGAUAUUAGUGAGAAUCUAGACUAGUCUUAAAUUGAAGAAGACAAAAUAAAACCUAAGAUAAUUGCAGCUAAUCAAAUUAAUCACUUCCUAAUUUAAAAACUUAAAUAAUAUUUCUAUUAGAUUAAUCAAGUCCCUUCCAAAAUAUCUCGACCUUCGAUUAAAUAUUAUAGAGGAGAUAAGAAACUUAGAUCUUAAAAUUCUAAUCAUAAAUUAUUGAUAUUGGGAUAGAAAAUAUUUAAAGAAGAUGAUCCUUAGUAAAAGAGCACAGAUAUCACAGUUAAUGAAAAAAAAGGAUCAUUCAAAGCACUGCCUGGAGUUAGAUAUGUAACAUAAUAUUCAGAUAUUUCAAAAAAUGCCAUUUCUGAUAGCGAAGUAACUGAACAAUCCAUAAUUACAAAUUCUGUUAAUACGUUAUAAACAAUAAAAACUUCAGUAUUAGUGAAGAAUUAAAGCAAUCAUUAAACUUUUCAAAAUAAACCAGGUGAAAAAAAAGAAACACUUAAUUCUGCAAUUCAUGAUUCCAGCCAAAUGUUAAAAAAAUUCCCCUCCAAAAAUAUCUAAAAAAACAAUUGA
This is a messenger RNA of Paramecium tetraurelia, 1500 nucleotides long. RefSeq lists its product as uncharacterized. The record is from RefSeq and is a predicted model, not a curated record. The transcript is spliced from 3 exons. Lineage: Eukaryota; Ciliophora; Oligohymenophorea; Peniculida; Parameciidae.